CCACCAUUCAUUUGUUGCCUCAACGCAACAAAAUCAGUCGCGGCAAUGAAACUUACACAUUUCCUUUCCACCGCCCUGCUUAGCAGUCACGGCCUGGCGUCUUUCCUGGAGCACAUCCUAGAUAUUGGUUCCGACGUGGAGUCUGUCGCGGAGAGCAUUCUGGACAGUGUCGACUUUUACGUGUUUGAAGAAUCCGAGAUCGAGGCUACCACAAUCGUCAAAACCAGCAAGGGCGAUUUCACUAUCGAGUCCCGCCUCACGGGAUUCAAAGGUUGCCCUGGCGAUAACCAGACAAAGAUUCAGGAAGCAUUCGUCGAUGCCCUCAAGAUUGUCAACUCGGUUGGCAAUCCAACUGAAAUUAUUGGACGAAAGCCAGGCAGUGAUUAUGAGCAGGGCCAAGAGGCGUACGAUUAUUGGGGACCACAGAAGCAAUGGAGCGAUGGGUUGUUUACUGUUAGCGGGAACUAUAAACGGGCAAUCUUGGGUGGAACCGAAACGUGGCGGGGAGACUGGUGGUGGGAUCGUUACUUCCAGAUCACUUGUGAUGAUCCCUUGGACCGCUGCUCAUCCAAAGAAGGACUCCAUGCCUAUGAGAAUGAUCCUAAUACCAAGGAACAUAGUGGGAAAUACCCUCGUAUCAAUUUCUGUCCACGUUUCUUCGAAUUUCAGCCAUCGCUCAAAGAAAGGAUUGGAAACAUUACGAAUGGCGUGCUUCCCAAGGACAAUCCCGAGAAUCUGAGGAGUAGAGGAUCAAUUAUGCUACAUGAGAUGUUCCAUACAGUAGCGAAUUCCGUGGAAGUGAGCUGGAAUGCAGGCAUCAGCCAGCCUAAAGCAGUCGAUCACAAGCCAUACGAAGAUCAGGAUAGCAGUCGAGGUUCAGAGAAGGCGUAUGGAGCACACCGCGCGAAGUACCUUGCUAAGAUGAAAAACCGAGCCAUGAGUCGACUUGUUUUCACCAACACGGAUAACUACGUGUACUAUGCUCUGUCAACUUACAUGAUGAAGCACUUUAAAACGGCUUAUCCUGAGGAGCCACCCGCAAGUUGGAGCGCACCAGCUAUCCAAGGCGAGGAUGAAGAAUUGUCGACGGACGAUGAUCCGAACACCGCCGUGUCGGACUUCUCGACCGAUGAGCCAUUACUUAGUGAUGAGGAACUGUAUCAACAAUCCAGCGAGGAUGACGAGGACAUUACCUGCAGUACUUCUGACAGCUCCCCCGCGUUGGAAACCUGUCUUGAGAUUAUUCGCUCCCAGUGGACGUACACUGAGUUACGGUUGAAUGCGGGUCGCCCAGGCAAGUCCUGGUGGUUCGCGUAUCAAACUGGCUGUGCAAUCUCGCUGAACUACAUAUCUGACUGGUCUGUUAACGGCACUGAUGAAGCUGCCGCCGAGGAAGCGAUAUGCGGUCUAACUUACUACGAUGCCCUAGUUUCUACUCUAAGCAUCGUCACCAAGUGUGCUACAGACGGUAAGAUUGGUGGAAAAAUCCCGUUUGGAAGAGAUGACUGCAAGGCUGAAAUCGAGAUUAUUGUUCCACAUGGGCUGCCUCCAACUGGUAUCUAA
Molecule: messenger RNA, 1563 nt
Organism: Periconia digitata
Lineage: Eukaryota; Fungi; Ascomycota; Dothideomycetes; Pleosporales; Periconiaceae
Source: the annotation of a GenBank genome assembly